This is a messenger RNA of Eruca vesicaria subsp. sativa (arugula), 2298 nucleotides long. The record is from the annotation of a GenBank genome assembly. NCBI's taxonomy places the organism in Eukaryota, Viridiplantae, Streptophyta, Magnoliopsida, Brassicales, Brassicaceae.
AAGAAAGACAAGAACUGAAAAAGAAAAAGAAAGAUCAAAGUGGUUAAGACGGGCUUCAGUUGUUAUUGCUUUUUGCUUCUUUUUCUUCUCUCUUCUUCAGUUUCGGCGUGCUGAAGAAAACGCUUGAGUGAUAGAUGGAUAGAUAGAUAGAUAGGGAUCGUUUAAGGACAAACCGUACAACUCUCAUGCCGGAUUUCUACGGCGGAAUCCUUCUUUCCUCGGACGGUGAUUCGCCGUCGCAGAUACUUUUUAUUGGAGAAUGACAUUAGUUAGAUCUCUGAUGAAAGACGGAGGAUAGUUUUUCGAGUUUUUUUCUAUUUGAUUUGUGUUUUCUUUUUUUUUGGGAAUUUUAGAUUUAAGCUUUGUCGGAGAAUCAGAGAUGAAGGCGUUACGGCGAAGCCACACUUCAACGUCUUCGUCGGCAAAUUCAUCUUCCACUUCGUUACCAUCUACCACUUCUACUUCACCUCCUUCUUCUAAUUCUUCGUCUUCUUCUUCUUCAUCUUCAUCGUCGUGGAUCCAUAUCCGAUCGGUUCUAUUUGUGGCUAAUCCUUCAUCAUCUCCAUCUUCUGUUACUUCUUCCGAUCGAAGCCGGCGGAAAUCACCGUGGUCUCGCCGGAAAAGAAAACGGCCAUUGACGCCGCAUCAGUGGAGGAGUUUAUUUACGCCGGAAGGAAAACUCCGUGAUGGCGGAGUUGGGUUUCUUAAGAGAGUUAGAAGCAGAGGUGUUGAUCCAAGUAUUCGUGCACAAGUGUGGCUCUUCUUGCUCGGAGUGUAUGAUUUGAAUAGUACUAGUGAAGAAAGGGAAGCUGUUAAAACUCAAAGAAGGAAUGAGUAUGAGAAACUUCAGAGACGGUGCAAGAUGCUUCUCAAGCGCGGCAAUGGAAGUAGCGAUAAUCUUGAGGAAAUGGACGCAGAAGAUCAGUGUGUUAGAUUCAUGGAUGAUUACAAGACUACAAGACAAAUAACAAACCAAGAUGUGGUGGUCUCUGCUGCGAACACUGAUUCUUCUGAUACAGACUCUUGUGAAGACGAUGAAGAUGUUCAGCUGCUUCCUUCUUUUGUGUACAGUGAUGAAACCAAACCUGAGGAGGAGACCAAUAAUAAUUCUGAAGGGAGUAGUUCCCCUCCUAUAGAGUUCCAAGUACAAGUUACUGUACACGAAGAUUUCUCCACAUGGCAACGUAUCAUCCGUCUUGACGCUUUACGUGCUGAUUCAGACUGGGCUAAUUACUCUCUAUCUUCCACCACAAUCACAGAAACCAAAGCUCGCGGUUUAGCUGACUCCGUCGCUUUAAAAGACUAUGACCACUUAGAAACCUGCAGGCUUUACCACGCUGCACGUCUCGUUGCUAUCCUCGAAGCCUACGCUCUCUACGAUCCCGAGAUAGGCUACUGCCAAGGAAUGAGCGAUCUCUUAUCACCCAUCCUCGCUGUCAUCUCAGAGGACCACGAGGCCUUCUGGUGCUUCGUUGGUUUCAUGAAGAAAGCAAGGCACAACUUCAGGCUAGACGAAGCAGGGAUCCAGAGACAGCUUCGCAUUAUAUCAAAGAUCAUCAAAUCCAAAGACUCUCAGCUUUACAAACACUUGGAGAAUCUCCAGGCAGAGGAUUGUAGUUUCGUCUACAGGAUGGUUCUUGUUAUGUUUAGGAGGGAGUUGAGUUUUGAACAGACGCUUUGUCUUUGGGAAGUGAUGUGGGCUGACCAAGCCGCCAUUAGAGCUGGCGUUGGGAAGUCGCCGUGGAGUAGGAUACGGCACCACGCGCCUCCUACGGAUGAUCUGUUGCUUUAUGCGAUCGCGGCGUUGGUGCUGCGUAGGAAGCUGAUCAUACAGAGGUAUAGUAGUAUGGAUGAGAUUGUGGAAGAGUGUAAUAGCAUGGCUGGUCAGCUUGAUGUAUGGAAGCUUCUUGAUGAUGCACAUCAUCUUGUGGUGACACUUCAUGAUAAGAUUGAAACUCUUUCUUCUCAGUCUCUCAGUGUUUGAUGAAAGCGUAAAGCCAGAAAUGAAGUGUUACUACAAAAGAAAACCUUUUGCACUCGUCUGGCUCCGUUUUGAUAAGGUUUUAAGGUUUGGUUCUUACCGUUUUACUUGUUCCUCAGCUUUUCUUUCUUUUUGUUUACCUCAUCAUCACACAUACAACAACACUAUACUAUAUAUUAUAUCUAUCAAGUUUAUUAUAGUACUAAUGAAAAGAACAAGACAUUACCCUGUUGAAGAAACAUGUAAGGGAUGAGUCUGAAAUUACGGGUUUUUUUUCCACAAUUGUAUGGAAUAUGGAUCAUAUAAGUUCAGUUAUA